CACUGCUGUCAGUGUCAACUGGUUGUCAAAGUAAUACUGAUUGAGUCGAUUGAGUAAAUUAUUGUUUCUCAAUAGUUCUCAGGUUUCUUUCUAUAAAGAUGUCAAUGUCAUCAGCUGUUGAUGUUUGAAAAUAGCUAAUCUUUUCGUGACGAUUGCAAGAUUAUAGACUGAUUGUCAAUUUACAACAAAAGCUAGGCUUUGUCCAAAGCUAAAAACCAUUAUGAGUACAUCGGCGGGCGGUGCAUAUAACUUUAAAGUCGUGUUGUUGGGCGAGGGAUGCGUCGGCAAAACGUCACUUCUGUUGCGUUACAUCGAGGACAAAUUCAACGACAAACAUCUUACUACGCUUCAGGCUACCUUCCUUAACAAGAAAAUAAAUAUAAACGGUAAGCGUAUCAACCUCUCCAUUUGGGACACAGCUGGUCAGGAGAAGUUCCAUGCUCUUGGGCCAAUAUAUUACCGAAAUUCUAAUGGAGCAAUCCUAGUUUAUGACAUCACUGAUGAAGAUUCUUUCAUAAAGGUUAAAAAUUGGGUAAAAGAGCUAAAGAAAAUGCUUGGUCCCGACAUUGUUUUAUUGAUAGCUGGCAAUAAAAUUGACUUGGAGCAUGAGAGAACAGUACCUCUUGAAGAAGCAGAAAGUUAUGCAGCAAUGGUUGGUGCUAAACACUUCUACACAUCUGCAAAAUUAAAUCAAUGUGUAGAGGAUCUUUUUUUGGAGCUGACUCGUGAAAUGGUUGAAAAAUUUGAACUAAACUCCCAGCGAGAAGAACACCAAUGUUCUCGGGUCCUAGUGGUUGACGAUGACACUCCUGCUCAAUCUUCUUGUUGUUCCGGCUCCAGAAGCAAUUAACCAUCCUUCAUCACUUGUGGACAAUACCUAAACCGAGAUGGCUUGUUUUUAGUAUAAAAAGAUGAUUACCUAUAUUAUUAUUAAAUUUAACCCUUUCAAUGCAGUAUGAUAACAAAUAUCUCUUUGUUUGAAGACACUAAACACAUCUUUCAUAUGUAGAUAGUCAUUGAAAAGCCUUUGAACAGUUAAUAUGUGUAAGUAAAGUAAUAUUGGGAUUUCAUUUUAAAGUAUUUUGUUGACAUAUGUUUGAAAACUGACUAUUUUAUUUUUUAAACUAAAUGAAAUGAGCAAUGCGAGUUAGCAUUUACAAUGCAUUAAACCUGGUUGUAAGGAUGUGAUGACACCAAAUGAUUCUAAUGUCUAUUAUCUAUUUUAUCAAGAAGGUGGUAAAUGUAAAAUCAAGAAUUUAUAUACUUAUAUCAAAAAGAUCGAACAAAUUAAAUAAAUAAAAUACUUAUAAGCUAUAGAAUUUUUUGUUACAAUUACAAUUAAGUAUAUAGUAUCGUUAUGAGUGAUAUAUUUACGUAAACAUCUAACUACUCAGUAAAUCCGCGUGUUUUUUAAAUAUAUGUUUGAAAAUUGUUAUAUGAAUCAUUAUUAUUAGCAUAUACAUUACAUAAGGUUUUUGUAAUAUGAAAGAUUGCAAAUAAACAUUAAUGUUUAACAGUCAAUGUAUUUGAUCAUAAUUGGAAGUGUGUAGUUGUACCAUCUUAUUUAAGCUAUGCAAUGAUUAAAACACGACCGCUUGGUCAAGUCAUUUUC
This is a messenger RNA of Cydia splendana, 1612 nucleotides long. RefSeq names its product ras-related protein Rab-21-like. Bases 221 to 850 code for a protein of 209 amino acids. The record is from RefSeq and is a predicted model, not a curated record. Gene Ontology annotation, molecular function: GTP binding; GTPase activity. Gene Ontology annotation, cellular component: endosome; Golgi apparatus. The transcript is spliced from 5 exons. Lineage: Eukaryota; Metazoa; Arthropoda; Insecta; Lepidoptera; Tortricidae. Gene Ontology annotation, biological process: Rab protein signal transduction.